Messenger RNA from Ectocarpus sp. CCAP 1310/34, 2717 nucleotides. NCBI's taxonomy places the organism in Eukaryota, Phaeophyceae, Ectocarpales, Ectocarpaceae. The record is from the annotation of a GenBank genome assembly.
CGGCACAGCACAGCGCAGCCAACCCCCUGUUCCUGAAUACGAGCUCCUUCUCAGCUCCACAGAGGCACUACUGCUGUAUAUACCGAGACAAACUGAAGGUACAUAAAAAGACCGCCGGGCCAGAAAGAGACAUGGGCCCCUUCCGAAGCACCCCCGUCGCGGUGGCGGCAGCCCUCGCCCUGGCCGCCUCUUCGUCGCCUUCAUCCGGCAUCGUCACCCUCGUGGGAGGAUUCGUCGUACCACCUUCCGCGUCGACCAUCGCGAGAUCAACGCCGGGGGCGGGGAUUGUCUCCGCCCAGUCCCAUGUCCGGCGCUCGCCCUCUUGGCGAACCAGCGGGGGCCCAUCGACCGCGCUUCAGAUGAACCUGGCUGAUCGUUUCCUGCGGGUUGCGAAGGCGAACCUAAACAACAUCUUGCAGACCUGGGAAGACCCUGAGAAGAUCCUGGAGCAAGCGGUGGAGGACAUGCAGAAGGACCUGGUCAAGAUCAGGCAGUCCUACGCUGAGGUGUCGGCAACUCAGAAGCGCAUGGAACGGCAGAAGCAGGAGGCAGACCGGCUGGCGGCGAACUGGUACGACCGCGCGCAGCUGGCGCUUCAAAACGGGGACGAGAACCUUGCGAGGGAGGCGCUCGCAAGGCGGCAGCAGCAGCUUGACACGUCCGGGAGCAUGGGGAUGCAGAUGGACGCGCAGGGGCAAGCGCUGGACAAGCUGAGGGACUCGAUGCAGCAGCUCGAGGCCAAGAUCACGGAGGCGAAGGGCCAGAAGGAGACCCUGAUCGCCCGUGCGCGGACGGCCAAGACGACGACGCAGGUAAACGACAUGCUGGGGAGCAUCACGGGCACGACGAGCAUGGACGCCUUCGACCGCAUGACGGAGAAGGUCGAAAGCUUGGAGGCCAACGCUGAGAUCGCCGGGGAGCUGUCGGGGUCGACGAGCGUGUCUUUGGAGGGGCAGUUCAAGGCGCUGGAAGGGAGCAACGCCGUCGACAACGAGCUGGCAAAGAUGAAGGGCUUGCUCCCGUCGAAGAAGGGACCUACCCCCCAGCUACCGUCCUCCUCACCAGCUGUGGAGUCCGAAUUGGAUCAAAUGAAGAGGGAGAUGGGAGGCCAAUGAGAUGCCAUGGAAGAGCAGCCAACACCCCAGCCCUCUCGCGGAAUCGAGUAAAUGAAGCAUUGGAGAAUCACGCAUAAGGAGACAGCCACGGUUGUCUGCUAAUGGCUGUCUUGUGGCCGGAUUUGGCCGAAGACAGGGGGAUGAGCCCUGCCGAUGAGAAAAAUUGAGGUGUCCGUAUUUUGGGCACAUUAGUGGUUUUCCUUUGACCUACUCGCCUUGUAUUCCCGGGACUUCCGGGUUUCCUGAGACGGUCAAGAGGAGCGAAUGGAUGGGACGGUGACCCUCGUCGGGGGUUGUCGAUGGCACUGCUGUUACGGGUUUGAGCACCUGCGGGUACGUAGCGUGAGGAUCUGGCGGUACACACUGGUGUGAUAGGUGCUGUUAAGGUGGAGCACGAAUCUCCGCGUCUCGUCGUCUCGGGUGUGGGUAUUGUGUACGUACUCGGGUUUCUCUACAGCAGGACGGACGUUUGGCAUUUUUUGUGCUUCAACGCGGGGGCGGGGGGCGGGGGGCGGGGGGCGGCUAGAUUUCUUCCCCUCUUAGGGUGUGUACGGGCACCACCCCCCGCUGUUUUUGUUUCCGCUGUCGGCAUGAUUUGGGACAGCGUGGUUUCGUUUCUUGGAUGCUGCAGUUGUUGCCCACCGUGUGAGCGCCUUGUCGAAUAUGAAAAGCAUGUUUGCACUCCGCGUGUUUUGUGUUGCUUCGAUUGCUUGGGCUCACAGUCUGCUGUAAAAUCUAGGUACGUGGCCCGGAGGCAUUUCUUUUCUCGAUUUUCUGAGAUUGUGGGGAUAGGAAGGCAGAACUGGUGUCAUGGCCUCUCUCUCUUUCUGUCUGUCUUUCUCUCACUCUCCUGUUGCUGUUACCGGUGUCUCUUGAUCCCGUUUCGAUUCCACCUCCUAUUGGUGCAUUGUUGUCAGUAUCAUGUUUUGGAAGCACGUUGUAGAGCUUGUGCUAAUCUUGUGGUUCGUUUUGUGGCAUGGUACAACAGAAGAUACGAAGUAAUUUUUCGUCAUCCACCGGUCGAACGCGGUCAAACCAAACGUUCCAACAAUGAACAAAAGCGGAAAACUACCCGGACCGGAGGGGGGGAUACCAACGGCGGUGGCAGGUGCUGACGACGGACGAGGUUGGGGCUGGUGGUUUCAAUGAAGGAGGGGUGGGAGUCCAGCGACAUCAACUGUAUGUUGGAGUUCUCUUCGUUGUAGGUCUAUUAUAAUGGGGGGGGUACCUACUUUGUACGUUGGCUUUUGCUGUGCACUGAGUUAACAGCCCUAUCUAUCCGUCCGCGAAAACCGGUGCUUCCGCGCUCAAAGAUAGGAAGCAUGCGUAGAUUGGGCGGCAGCAACGAAAAUGUACCUUCAUUGACAUGUGAAGAGAUGCCGAAGUUUGGAGGCGGCGCGCGUUGAGUCAUGACGGAUGUAGAGUAGAGGACCAUCUAUCAGGGGUUCGCGUUAAGAUCCAACACCAGUUAACGAAAGUCUGCAUGAUUUGUGGAACACUAAGGGCUCGGAAUUCCGCGUUACAAACUAGCAGGUACCAGUUAAGAAAAACCUGCAGGAAGUGUGCACGAAGGAUCAAUCAACACCGAGAGGCAAGCCUCUA